CUUCUCGGUAAAGCCCUACCUCCAAUCCCCACGAAAAAGUUCGCGAUCACGCCCAGGCCCGGAACUUUUCGACUUUUUCCCACUCCAAGCUUUCGAUAGUCAUCAUCCUUCAUCACUUUGCCGCAACCAAAGCCGUUCGAGUCGUGAAGGAAAGAACCCCCCUCGCUCUUUCAAUUCCCCUACCCAUUAAACCAACAAGAAAAAACCACCCCGUCCAACCGACAACAAAAACAACCAAACAUGUCUUACAACAAGGACAAGGACUUCGGCGAGGCGCCCAAGACGCACAAGAUCCGCAUCACCCUCUCCUCCCGCAAGGUCCAGUCCCUCGAGAAGGUCUCUGCCGAGCUCAUCGAGCGCGCCAAGUCCAAGGACCUCCGCGUCUCCGGCCCCGUCCGCCUGCCCACCAAGACCCUCAAGAUCACCACCCGCAAGACCCCCUGCGGUGAGGGUUCCAAGACCUGGGACUGCUUCGAGAUGCGCAUCCACAAGCGCCUCAUUGACCUCAACGCCCCCACCGAGAUCGUCAAGCAGAUCAUCAUCAACAUCGAGGCCGGUGUCGAGGUCGAGGUCACCAUUGCCGCAUAAGCGGCGGGUGCUCCCCAGGGGACGAGAGGGACGCGAGGUGCUGUUGUUAUUGUUGUAAAAGGGACGGACGGAAUGGGCUUUUAUGGCUUGGGAAUUGCCGCGCCGCGGGCGGGUGGGCGGCGAGGGUGCCGAAAGGCCCCUCGUCCUCCUCUACCCGGCAAGGGCGGCGGGACGAGCUGCGAGGUCUAGAUACCACCCGAAUCAACUGAUGACCACCAAACAAAACAAAAUACCUGGAAUUGCGCCAUUGUGAUGUAUCGCUCUACCCAUUAGGUAUAGUAUUGAACGCCCCUAACGCAAUGAGCCCUCCUCGGAUAAAAUAAACGUGGCCAUGAUGGGACGUGGG
Messenger RNA from Colletotrichum navitas, 934 nucleotides. Its product is annotated as 40S ribosomal protein S20. The record is from RefSeq and is a predicted model, not a curated record. The transcript is spliced from 2 exons. Lineage: Eukaryota; Fungi; Ascomycota; Sordariomycetes; Glomerellales; Glomerellaceae. Gene Ontology annotation, molecular function: structural constituent of ribosome; RNA binding. Bases 241 to 588 code for a protein of 115 amino acids. Gene Ontology annotation, biological process: translation. Gene Ontology annotation, cellular component: ribosome; cytosolic small ribosomal subunit.